GCCAACGUCUCUCAGUCUCCUGCAGAUUACGACAUGGACAUCGUCGGUGCUGCUGAGCCCUCGAAGGACGAUAACUUUACCAAGUGCACUGCUUUCCAGGAGAAGAUCAACAUCCACGAGCGCAUGCUCAAGGACCUCAGCUCUUUCGGCCAGGAGGAAGGCGAGAUGGCCAAGCUCGCCAAGGCGGAGUUGGAGAAGCUCCGCGAGCAGGUCAAGCAGCUCAAGUCGCCUGGGACAGCUCACAAGCAGGCGCUGCAGAAGCUGGAGCGCGUGCGCGGCCAGAUCACCAAGGGCAAGAAGGAUAUUGAGGAUAUGGAGAAAAAGCUCUUGCAGAUGCAGAGCGACAUCAACGCCAAGAAGGCUGCGGUUGAGGCCAAGGAGGCUGAGACUGUGGCGCUCGAGCAGCAGUUGGCCCAGCAUGCGUCGGAGUUGCCUGGUGCCAAGGAAGUCUUCGCGCCCCAGCUGCCCGAGGACCUAUUCGCUUUCGACGCUGAGGACGCCGAGUUCCAGGGUGAGGAUGCCGAUGCAGUUGCCAUGCGCGGGUUCGUUGACCAGCUCGUGGCAAACCCUCACUGGGCGAAGGUGCAGUCCAUGCUGCGGAAGAAAGCGCGGACCAAGUUCGAGCAAGCUGAUGCUGUUUCUUCUGCUGAUGGUGUCUUUCCUGACGGCGGCGGCAACGCCAGCGGGAGCCGCCAAGGCGCAAUUGGUGGACUCUGUAGCGCAGACCCCCCUGACCGAAGCAAGCGGCCCACAGAUUUCCUGUUCGAAAAAACGGAGAUUGAGUCGCUAUGGGCCAACAUGCACAAUGCCGAGUCUGGCGAGAUCUCCGCUACCAAAGACCGGCUCAUGGAGAUGGUGCAGAAC
Molecule: messenger RNA, 864 nt
Organism: Prorocentrum cordatum
Lineage: Eukaryota; Dinophyceae; Prorocentrales; Prorocentraceae
Source: the annotation of a GenBank genome assembly